Cantharellus anzutake is the source of this 945-nucleotide messenger RNA. RefSeq lists its product as uncharacterized. The transcript has a single exon. NCBI's taxonomy places the organism in Eukaryota, Fungi, Basidiomycota, Agaricomycetes, Cantharellales, Hydnaceae. The record is from RefSeq and is a predicted model, not a curated record. Bases 233 to 904 code for a protein of 223 amino acids.
GAAAAUAUCAAGAACCACACUUCGCGCCGCUUCCCUGUUGUUCUCCCGUACAGCAGCUAUAGAAGAAAUCAGAGGAUCUCAUGCUGGCUGUUCGGGCCUGAUAGGCCAAGUGGCACGGGAAAUCGUCUAUCCUCUUGUCCGGUCCAUUCACCUUUCUUCUGCGCGACAUAUCAAUCGGCUACUCUUCCCACAGUCGAGCGAGACCUCAGCUAUAUCUGGAUCACGCACGGACAUGCGUGCCGAAGCUGUCAGUGUGCUCAGUCAAAUUGGCAGCUCCUGGAAGUGCUCUCCGCGUCGGCACAGUACCAUUGGAUCGCGAUCUUCUUCGGACGGCAUUACAUCGUGUUUCUGUCCAUCGGUUCUCGAAGUCAUAAUAUUGACAGCAUCGUUGGAAAUGCUUCGCAUUUACGCAAUGCUCGAUCCAAGGGCACCUCCGUCCUCAACGGAAGAAUCGACCAUCGUUACUCCAUCUGCAACAACGUCGAUCCAUCUAACAUCUAGUUCUCUCCAGAAAAACUCAUCAGAAAUCUCCCAAAACGCCACUUCAGACGAACGAAUAGACAUUCUUCGCCGUUCAAUGGUUCGCGAGGAAACCAUCUGGUUCCUGUGCUCGUCUAUUCAUUCAUGCCUCAACUUGUUUCACCCCUCAUCACCAAGUAGACAUGGGACCAGAGCUAGUGAUGAGAUGGCUAUGAUAAUCGAAGCCCGGAAUGUACUUCUCAGUAUCCUUCUUGUGGAUAGAAAAGUAGACGGCCCACCACAGUCGCAUAGUUCGGCGAACCGGUGCAGAACGAGUCGUCGCCUAACUGAAGAGGAAGCAGGUCUUAUCUUUGCUGCCAUUGAAGCUAUAAAUGAUGUGUGCUCCUGCCCAUGGGACCCUGACGAUGUGGACAUGGAUAUGUAAGACUCGGAGCCUGUAAACCGGAAAAUAUAGACAUUACUUUC